CUGAUGCUGAUGCUGGGGGACCCGCACAGUGAUGGAGCGGCGACGACGCUGAAAAGGAUGCAAUAAACACCCUUGUCGAUCCGUGAAGGGGCUUUUCUUACAGACUCUGUGUUACAGAACCUCGGGAGAUGUAUGGCAGUGCGCGCGCCGUCAGCCACAUCGAGGGCAGCCCUGCUCGCUCCCCACGGCUGCCCCGCUCUCCUCGGUUGGGCCACCGUCGAGCCAACAGUGGCAGUUCGGGCAGCAAGACCUUAUCCAUGGAGAACAUCCAGUCCCUCAAUGCUGCCUACGCAACAUCUGGCCCAAUGUACUUGAGCGACCAUGAAGGCGUCGGAUCCACGGCUACUUACCCUAAAGGUACCCUGACGCUCGGUCGGGCCACGAGUCGAGCGAUGUAUGGCGGUCGGGUUACGGCCAUGGGCAGCACCCCUAAUAUCGCAAUGGUGGGACACCCGCACGCCGACCUGCUGUCUUAUGGAGAUCUGGGCUCACUGUCUAUGCUCCACCACCAGGGGACGCCGUCGGCCCUGCUGCGACAGGCGGUUAGGGGCAGUGGAGGUGAACUUUUGGAGCUCCAAGCGCAGAUGCGGGACAUGCAGAGGGAAAACGAGCUACUACGGAGGGAGCUGGACCUGAAGGACAGCAAGCUGGGCUCUUCCACCAAUAGCAUCAAGAGCUUCUGGAGCCCCGAGCUGAAGAAAGAACGCGUGAUGAGGAAAGAGGAGGCAGCUCGCACGUCAAUUCUCAAAGAACAGAUGCGAGUGACCCACGAGGAGAAUCAGCACCUGUUGGACGCCAGGAGAACAAAGCACCUCCAGUUGACCAUCCAGGCCCUGCAGGAUGAGUUGAGGACUCAACGUGAUCUCAACCAUCUUCUCCAGCAGGAGAGCGGGUCGCGGGUCAGUGCUGGUGAGCACUUCACUGCCAUCGAGCUAACCGAGGAGAACUUCCGUCGACUCCAAGCCGAACACGACCGUCAGGCCAAAGAGCUCUUCCUCUUGAGGAAGACACUGGAAGAGAUGGAGCUGAGGAUUGAGACGCAGAAACAGACGCUAGGAGCCAGAGACGAGUCCAUAAAGAAGCUGUUGGAGAUGCUGCAGAGUAAAGGACUUCCCCCAGCCUCAGGAAGAGCGUCAGAUGAGGAAGAGCAAGAGCGAGCCAGGCGUAUCGCAGAGGCUGAAGCACAGCUGGGACACCUGGAGGUGAUAUUAGACCAGAAAGAGAAGGAAAACAUCCACCUGAGAGAGGAGCUUCAUCGGAGAAACCAGCUUCACCCAGACCCUGGAAAAACUAAAGCUCUUCAGACUAUCAUAGAGAUGAAGGACACCAAAAUCGCAUCCCUGGAACGCAACAUUCGAGACCUGGAGGAUGAGAUACAGAUGUUAAAGGCGAAUGGAUUGUUGAACACGGAGGAUCGAGAGGAGGAGAUCAAACAGAUGGAGGUCUACAAAAACCACUCCAAGUUCAUGAAGACCAAGAUUGACCAGCUCAAGCAGGAGCUCUCAAAAAAAGAGUCUGAGCUUUUAGCUCUGCAAACAAAACUGGAAACUCUAAAUAAUCAGAAUUCAGACUGCAAACAGCAUAUUGAAGUGCUCAAAGAGUCCCUCACUGCCAAAGAGCAACGCGCUGCCAUCCUACAAACAGAGGUGGACGCUCUUAGAUUGCGUCUGGAGGAGAAGGAAUCUUUCCUUAAUAAGAAGACGAAGCAACUGCAAGACUUGACAGAGGAGAAGGGAACACUGGCCGGGGAGAUCAGAGACAUGAAAGACAUGCUGGAAGUCAAAGAACGCAAGAUAAACGUCCUGCAGAAGAAGAUUGAGAACCUUCAGGAGCAGCUGAGGGAUAAAAAUAAACAGCUCGGGAAUCUAAAGGACAGAGUGAAGUCUCUCCAGACGGACUCCAGCAACACUGAUACUGCCCUCGCCACGCUAGAGGAAGCCCUGUCUGAGAAGGAGCGAAUUAUCGAGCGCCUCAAAGAGCAAAGGGAGAGGGAAGACCGAGAGAGACUGGAGGAGGUGGACUCAUAUAAAAGAGAGAAUAAAGACCUAAAAGAGAAGGUGAACUCUUUGCAAGUGGAGCUAACAGAUAAAGAGUCGAGCCUCAUAGAUUUAAAAGAGCACGCCUCCUCACUGGCCUCGUCAGGUCUCAAGAAAGACUCCAAACUCAAGUCCCUUGAGAUCGCAAUCGAGCAAAAGAAAGAGGAAUGCAGUAAACUGGAGACACAGCUGCAGAAGCAAGCAGAGCAGCUGUUCAGUCAAAUGAACAAUCCCAAGGCUCAUGAUAUGGAGGUGCAGCAAAGCUCACGUGGGAACCCUGAGUAUGUGGACCGGGUCAAGCUUCUAGAAAAAGAGGUGUCCUUCUACAAAGAGGAGUCCAGCAAAGCCCAGACCGAGGUCGAGAGGUUAUUGGAGAUUCUGAGAGAGGUGGACACAGAGAAAAAUGACAAGGAUAAGAAGAUCGCAGAACUGGAAAGUCUUGCUCCUAGGCAAACCAAGGAUCAAAAUAAAAAGGGCCCAGGCAUCAAGCUUGGUCCUCAGAUGGACAAGAAAGGCCCUGGGAAUAUCUUGCAAGACCAACGGAAGGAUAAUCCAAUGGACAACCCAAAGAUGGAGGAGUUAUUGAAUGUUUUGGAGAAGACGAGGCAGGAGUUGGAAGCCACUAAGCAGCGUCUGUCCUCCACCCAACAGUCUCUGACUGAGAGAGACGGCCAUCUGACCAACCUCCGACAGGAGCGCAGAAAACAGCUCGAGGAGAUCUUGGAGAUGAAACAACAGGCUCUGCUCGCUGCUAUCAGUGAGAAGGAUGCUAACAUCGCUUUGCUGGAGCUGUCCUCCUCCAAUAAGAAGAAGACACAAGAGGAAGUGUUGGCCCUGAAAAGAGAGAAGGACAGACUAAUGCAUCAGCUCAAACAACAGACACAGAGCAGGAUGAAACUUAUCGCUGACAACUACGAGGAUGACCAUUACCACCCUCACGCUCCACCUCCCCACAUGCAACCUCAACCCCUUCAUCCUCAACCCCAGCCCCAGCCGUCAUACCCACAGCCCCAACACCCCCACCAGCCUCCUUACCCACACGCGCCCCAUCCCCAACACCCACAGCCUCCACCCCACCACCCGCAGCAGCCGCCCCAGCCUCAAUACCCCCACCCACAACACCCACAACACCCCCAGCACCCGCAACCGCCCGGCCCACACCAGCACCCACCUAGACCUCAGCCACCCCACCCUCAACACCCUCAUCCCGGGGUCCAUCCGCAGCAGCACCCCCACGGCCCUCCGCCUCAGCAGGGCCCCCAUCAUCAGCCCAUGCCACACCCGCAGCAGCACCCCCAUCACCCCCCGCACCCUGGCCCACAGGGCCCACACCCUCGACACCCUCCACCACACCAUCGGGGUCCAGGCCGUGGACCGCCGCAUCCCGGACACCGACCCACUCCAGACCAGGAUGAUGAAGAAGGAAUUUGGGCAUAACUAUUUCCAAACCAAAGCUAUGAUGUUGUUUUGUGGGGCAAUUCAGUCACUAAAGGAGGAGCACAGCCAUGCCAUACAGAUGAAAUUCUACAUUGUUCACUUGGCCAGUCUUUACCUACAAUCAGAUUCAUUCUUUUGGAUGGGGCCCCAUUUUUUUCCAUGCAUUAAGGAAAGAGGCGGAGCAUUAGUUUGAGUGGGAGGGCCAAAGCUGGAGAUGACCACCUGAGCAGAUGAUUAAAAAAAAAUGGAGAGGAAGUCUUGACUGAUCAGAAACACAGUUACUUCCUGGUGCAGUCCUUUUUCUAAAGACAUUUGCCUUGAAGACUCUCCAUGCUCAGUCAACACUAGAUGAGACACUGCAGCUGCUCCUAGUUGCCUGGUUUUCACUUGAGACCGGUGCAUCCAGCUGGACCCGCCCCUUCUCAUCACUGCCUCGCCCACUCUCAUCUAGCUCCACCUCUUCAAUGAAGCAACAUGUCAGCCUGCACCCAUUCAAGCCUUGAUUCUGUCAUUUCUCUGCUUUUUUAUGUAAUCCAUUGUAAAAUAAUACCAUCCUAAUUUCAUUUUGAACCAUUUUUUACGAUCACGUCUGCAUUCGCAAGUCUGCCAACUGUUGCCUGCCUUCAAUUCUUUAGGUUUUAUUAUAUGUGCUACUGUAUACAUUUAUGUACUUAGGUUUGAGUAUGCACUAUGAUAAGCAUUUAAGUCACCAUUUUUGGUUUUUAGUGUAUAUUGGACCUUAGGGAGUUAGUAUACCUCAGAGGUAGUCUACUCUAUGUAGAGUUAAUUUCGUCUCACCGAUUAUAACGCACAUAACAUACACCAUGCUAACCAGAAUUGGCCCUUUAUUUUUUGCUUGUGCUCCACUCAAAACACCAAGCCUGGUCUGCAUGUAAGCUCUCAUGCACCUAUGCACCUCCACCCCUUACAACAGGGAACAUUUCUAAUGGUGCUUCAACUGGUGCUCAGGCCCAAAAGAGAUGGAGACAGCCAUGGCUAAACUAUUUCGGACAUCAGCUGAUCUAUAACACUCCAUGAAUCCAUGGCGGCAAGUUUUUCGGAAUAUAACUGAGAUGUUUUCCCAAUCUACUGCUGCAGGUCGUAGCAUUGAUGAAUUCAUCAAGAUGUCUGUUGACAAGGCCAGUCCAACCUGCGUGUCCCAUAAAGGGAAUGUCCUUCUCCUUUAACGAACCGCCCCACCAGGUACCGGCGGAGCUACCGCCAAAUUCUUGUAACGUCUCAACAUGGUGGCGAGUGCCUAUUUAUAAAUAG
Molecule: messenger RNA, 4745 nt
Organism: Sinocyclocheilus grahami
Lineage: Eukaryota; Metazoa; Chordata; Actinopteri; Cypriniformes; Cyprinidae
Product: ERC protein 2
Exons: 21
Coding region: 129-3473 (1114 amino acids)
Biological process (GO): maintenance of presynaptic active zone structure; neuromuscular synaptic transmission; regulation of synaptic plasticity
Cellular component (GO): cytoskeleton of presynaptic active zone
Molecular function (GO): structural constituent of presynaptic active zone
Source: RefSeq, a predicted model, not a curated record